This is a messenger RNA of Strongylocentrotus purpuratus (purple sea urchin), 4863 nucleotides long. RefSeq lists its product as uncharacterized. Gene Ontology annotation, cellular component: cytoplasm. The transcript is spliced from 8 exons. The record is from RefSeq and is a predicted model, not a curated record. NCBI's taxonomy places the organism in Eukaryota, Metazoa, Echinodermata, Echinoidea, Camarodonta, Strongylocentrotidae. Bases 892 to 2613 code for a protein of 573 amino acids. Gene Ontology annotation, molecular function: methylthioribulose 1-phosphate dehydratase activity; metal ion binding.
UAAGUCCCAUAUAUGCACGCUCCAUCUUCUUAACAGGGCUAUUAAAGAGCAAAGGGAGGGCGUUUUCGGUACAUAUCGCAGCUCAAUCGUCAACGUACAUUCAGUGCAGGUCCCUCGCCGAGCUGUGGCGUAACACUCGGUGCGAUGGGUACCUACCACCACAUCCGUGAAUUCGCGUUUCAGUAGUGAGUAGCUUUUGAGUUUGAGCGUGAGUGAGAUCGAAAUGACCGCUCAAGCUGUGCGUACGUACGCUGAUGACGCUUUCCGAAUUCCGUACGCGUAUUGGCGUAGAGUCGUGGUAUACGCCUAUCACGCGAUGCUUGAAUUCACACAUCUUUAAAGCGUACACGCGUACAUUAUGUAGACCUACGCGUUGUAAUUCGAUGUAGCCAGUGGAGUGACACAGUGGCGCUGGAAUGAACAGCUGCGUUAUAAUUUCUAGGCCUAUAAUUAUAAACUCGCACAGUCUUUGAUCUUGGAUUAGAAAGUCUGUUAUUAGUUAAUGCUGCAGCAUGCAGCAGGCCUAGACCUCAGAUUUUAUCUUGACCUAUAGGCUACCGAAUGUUUGAACUUUAAGAAUCGGUUGGAAUUCAUGUGAGUAGAUCUACACUGCAGUGCACGUCGGACGUCUACAGCUACAGUCCAGACAGACAGCAUAUAGUGCCAGGGAUUCAACUUCAUGAAACCUCAGCCUCAGGAUUGAGCUGUGAAAUAAAUUAAAGUCAGACGCAGCUGAAAUCUCAUCAAGAUCAUUUGUAAGACUAAGAUUCAAGACUGAGGCCAGAGGCAAGACCAAGAAUUACAUCGUGAUACAGACUGAGUAACCGAGCCAAGCUAGGCCCAAGGGUUCUCUCUGGUUCUGGUUCUGGUUCAGAGAACCAGAGAAGAAAAAUGAAGCAAAAGCAAAGGAAUUCCACUAAGAUGUCAUCUGAUAUUAAGAAACGGAGCCAUAAUAAAGGCUGUAGCGAUAAGGACAAGGCAAAAUUUCAGACUUCUUGGACUGAACUUUUUCCAUUUAUACAGCCCGUAUUUGAGGAUAGAUACCACUUUCACUGUGCUCCCUGCCAGAAGGCAAUUCCAUGCUUUCAUCAGGGACGCUUUGACCUUGUUCGCCACAUGAGAGGAACUCGACAUAAGAUAAAUAUGUUGGAGGCUAACAUAAGUUCAAAGGUCACACCGGGCUUGCUUCGAAAGGCACAGUCUAUUCGCUUCCCAAUCCGCUACCUGUAUGAAUUCGAAGCACAAAGAUCCAUGUUAACACAUGGCGCAAUCGCCUCAAAGCCAGCAGCAGUAGUCUUUGAUCGAAGAGAAGAUACAUUUAGCCUUGCCUGUCCUGGAGCUAGACAGGAAUCCAGUGCUAUUGGUCAUGUCGGCAGUCCAAGCAAAGACUUGGAAGAAGAAGAGGUGCAAAGAGAGAUGGCGGAGUAUGAUUAUGUGUUCGCAGAGGAGGUGGAUGAUGGUUGGUCUGAAGGUGAAAUGCAAGAUUCUUCACAAGUUUCUGACAAUCCAGAUAAAGACGUUCCUGGGACAUCCUAUGAAGCGGACCUUCAGCAGGCUGCAGCCAGCUGUAAGUACAUUGUCCUCAACCAAGGCUUCCAACACGAUGAGCUUCCAGCGCCGACUCAUAACACCAAAAGGCGAUUCAAGAUAGAAAAGGAUGAAGAUUCAACCAGGUGUAAUUCAAUCUUGUCUCAAGCAGACUAUACGAGAAGGAUCAAGCGUCCUGCAGCAAAGUCCUUGAUUGACAAAGAGGGUGUCUGUGUGACCAACGGAAUACAGGGGAUUGGCUCUGCUGCUGGCCAAGAAGUCUUGCACAAGGAGCGUGGGCAGCAACAGGAUGAUUUCACAGGAUUUCAAAUCCACAAUCCUCGUAGUUUGAGAGUUGAUGACGAUGAGGCUCUAGAUGUAACAGGCUGGUCGCGUCAUGAUGAAGUAGGAAAGGACCAUCCUAGAACUCUGAUCCCAGAGCUUCUAAAGCAUUUCUAUGGGCUUGGCUGGGUCACUGGUACAGGUGGCGGGAUCUCCAUCAAACAUGGGGAUGAAAUCUUCAUAGCUCCCUCUGGUGUACAAAAGGAAAGAGUUCAGUCAGAGGAUCUUUUUGUGACCAAUCUCAUUGAAGAGGAUAUCAGUGGACCUCCCCCAACCAAGAAACUUAAGAAGAGUCAAUGUACACCACUCUUUAUGAGCUGCUAUACUCUAAGAGGGGCCGGAGCAUGUAUCCACACCCAUUCUAAGAGUGCAGUUUAUGUCACCUUGAUGUCACAGGGGUCAGAGUUCAGGAUUACUCACCAAGAAAUGAUCAAGGGCAUCAAGAAAGCAACAACAGGACAGAAUUACAGAUACGAUGAGCAGUUAGUGGUCCCCAUCGUUGAGAACACACCAUUUGAGAAAGACUUGAAGAGUUCUCUGGAGAAAGCGAUGAAUAAAUACCCCGAUACGUAUGCUGUGUUGGUCAGACGCCAUGGUAUAUACGUCUGGGCAGACACGUGGGAGAAGGCUAAAACAAUGUGUGAAUGCUACGACUAUCUAUUUGAGAUUGCUGUUGGGAUGAAACAGCUAGGAUUGGACCACACGAGGGCACCAGACGGACCAGAAGGGGGCAUCGUUGGAUAGCAGCAAAAAGUUUCAUAUUUUGGUUUGAAAUGAUUUAUUUGAUGACCAUUUAUUUUGUCAAAGGUUGAGGGUAGGGUUGCAUCUGGGUCUAGGCUAGGUUUACGAUUUGAAUUUGGGUUAUUUAGAGUAGUGGUGGUGGUUAUUUUACCCGACUGCUAAAAAGGUAUAAAUGCUUGUUAGUAAGCAACCAGAGGACCGACAGCUUUAGGUCCUCUCCGAGGGACCUGGUAAUGAGGAUUACUGCCUUACCAAAGGCCACUAUUGCAUCAACUUGGUUUUGAACCCGGGUCGCCGGAUUAAGAGACCACUGCUCUACCAACUGAGCUAUUGCGCCUCCUGUAAUGUAUGUAUUUUAUAUAGCCUUGCGUUCAGAUAGCCAGAAUUCAUGGCAAAGCUUUACGAUAAUCUCAUGUAUAUUACAUUUUAUGUAGUCUUUGCGUCGUGUAAAGAAACAUCGUUAAUGAAACGUUAAGCGAAACACUGAAUGUAAGCUCAAAAGAAUCACAAUUCCAAUCUAGUCUGAAUGUCUCAUCGUACCAAAAUUUGGGUGGGGCUUACAGUGAGCACGCACAGAAGAGCCACCGACCUCUUCAAAAGCAGUUUCUGUAUUCAACGUUUCUUUAGACGAUGUUUUCUACUCUGUAUGUUCCUUUCGCUAUACAAUGAUUAUUUAUAAAGUGAGAAUAGGUUAUGGGAUUGAGGCUCGAAAAGGGACGAGUGUUUUCUACUUGCCUGCUCAUUUCACUAUACAAUGAUUAUUUAUACAACCUUUCUUUAUUCAAGUUCCUUAAUUUUUUUCUCGAGUCUGGUUAUGGGAUGAGUGUAGGAAUGUGACCAUGGUGCAAUUGUCACCAGAGCAUGUGCUAUAAAAUCAUUUUCAAAAGUGUAUCGUAAGAAAACCAUUGCCAGAUUCAAAAGUUUUUUCUAUUGCUUUUAAAGUCAAAUGCAUUUGAAAAUAAUGCGAGUAUGCCAAAUAGUAAUGUUUGCUUCCUUUUGAAAUGAUAUACAUGUAAAUAGUAUUUAUUUUACAAUAUAAAUGGUUAUUGUUAUUGUUAUUCCUGCCUUAUACAUGUAUGUAAAUGAACAAUUUGAUGGCCUGAAUCAUUUAUAUGUGCCAUUGUCCAUAGUCAAUUUUCUGCAAACUAAAUCAGCAAAAAAAGAAAAGAAAGUGGACACUGUCUAUUGUUCAAAAUCUAUAAACCAUCCGUAAAAUAUUAUAAAAUACAUUUCACAUUAAAGGAAAAAUACUGCUCUUCCAACAUCAAUUCAGAAAAAGUUUUGAACAAUCGACACUUGGCUGUGCCAUUAGAAGGUCUGAUUUAAAACAAUUGCAAAAUAGAGCAAGUAGCCAUUCAAAUGUUAUUGAAUAUGUGCAUCUGUAAGACAUUCUUGUUGAACAACGAAAACAAAGAAUUAGAAACAUUGAGGAGGAUUAAGCUCUGGGGGUGUUUCACAAAGAUCCUAAGUCAAACUUAACUCUAAGUUGGACUUGAACAUUAUGGAGAGCCAUUUGUAGCUUUAAAGUAAAAUAUAUUCAAAAGCCUAAAUUCCAAGUAUUUUAGACCUUUCAUAAAUUCCAUGUCAAGAUCAUGAAAUCUCCUUGAUAAUAGCAAAUAUGAAUGAUUUGAAUCAACAUUUUAUGCCUUUUAAAAUAACUUUUACAAAAUAUUUUCAGGGAUGCUAAUGGUUUUCCAUAUUUGUUUAGUCCAACUAUUAAAGAGAUAAGUUCAAUUUAGGAUCUUUAGGAUUCAAUGAAUGGUUUGGAAAAGCACAGUCAAGAUGCAUAUUUUGUUUCAUUGUGAUUUUUUUUCUUCUUCAUUGUUUUAUAAAAGAUGAAAGAUAAAAAUGCUCAUCAAUAUUGGAAUAGACAAGUGCCCCAUUUUUGCAAUUUUCUUUCACCAGUGCAUGUAUAGUAUCUUAAAGAGGCUCAACUUAUGUUUAUUUUUAUGUGUGACAUAUUAAACAAAUAUAUCAUGCAGGCAUUGAAAUUAUGGAUCGAGGUGGCAGGAAUAGCACUCUUUCUGUAGCCUUCGAAUCCAUAAUUUCACUAGUGGCUUGAAAUAGUGCAUGAUAUAUUUGUUUUAUAUUUUUCAAACCAACCUUAAUAAAAAUAAACCAUGGAUGAUGUCGCGGUUUAGUACAAUUUCUUAUCAGUUACAUCAUAGCAAUGUUAUGUUUCGUCACGUGAUGCCUUGUUGACCAAUACAAAAAUAUUAAAGUUUAUAUCAAAUGUAUAUUUGAAAAUCUUAA